AUGAAACAAAAUCACGAUAAACCACGCAUUAAACAACUGCCACCAAGCAACAAAGCAAGCAUUCGAAACAUCAACAACACCAACUUCAUCAACAUCAGUAACAACAACGCCUUACGAGAUCUCCUUAUUUAUUGCAUCACAUUAAUAAAUCACACAUUUGGUGACACGGACACGCACGCAGAGAACGGACGCGACACACACGCUCGAGGCGUAGACAUCAGCCACACAGCAACUCAGAAACAUCCUCCUAUGGCCUAUUAUCAAUCUUCAUACAACGCCAGUAGCGAUGAAUCUCCAUCAUCCUAUCCGGGUUUCACAAUCGCUAAACUUCCACCAAUAACAGUUCACCAGGACGCCGACGCCAACUCCGCCACCUCGACUGCACGCUGCUACAAGAAGACCAGACGUUCAAGCAAAUCGCGACUGCAUAAAACGGUGUCUGAUGAUUCACUGGCCAUUAGGUACAAACGAAUGAAGUGGGCGGUGGUCGUCAUGACAACGCUGAUGAUAGUCGCCAGCAUGUUGUUGGUCGGUGUCAGUCUAGCUAUGGCCGAACAUAUCGAUGAUUUGGGUAUGCCUAUCUGUAUGUCUGUAUGA
This is a messenger RNA of Helobdella robusta, 597 nucleotides long. RefSeq lists its product as hypothetical. Bases 1 to 597 code for a protein of 198 amino acids. The transcript is spliced from 4 exons. NCBI's taxonomy places the organism in Eukaryota, Metazoa, Annelida, Clitellata, Rhynchobdellida, Glossiphoniidae. The record is from RefSeq and is a predicted model, not a curated record.